GGUGCAGAGCCCCCGUCGUGGGAUAGAGGGACCCUCCAGUCCGGGAACGGAACUGUGGCUGUGGGGACGGACGGGGACCUCACCGAGAGGAGAGAGGGACGCUGGCUGUGGGAGCCAGCCCAAAUCUGUGGGGACAGCCGUGUGGCUGGGAGGGACCCCAACCGUGGGAUGGAGCCCUAACCGUGGGAUGGAGCCCCCUGGGGACAGAUGGGGUCCUGGCUGUGGUGGCAGCUCCCUGGCACUGGGGAUGUGUUUCCGUGAGGACGGGUCCCCACCUGCCAGGUCUCUCCUAUUCCUGCCUUGGGCAGCUCUGCCAGCCUGGCCCUGCUUGCAGCAGCAGAAUAGCAGAGCAGAGGAUGGCAGCUGGGGUGCAGGUGACAGGCUCGGCCAUGCCUUGCCCUGCAGCAGCUGUGGGACUGGGAGAUCUGUGGACUACAGCUCCUCUCCCAGAUCUCAGGCUUUGUCCCGAUGCCAACACACUCACCAGCUCCCUCGAGGCGUGGAUACCGUCAGCAUCAAGGAGAGCGCUGCCAGGCACCUCCAAACAGCCCCCAAGGGCGAGGAUCCCAGUCUGUCCACCAGCACCGAGGUGGUUAAACGGGCUCUAUUCCAGCCCUGGCCCUGCUGCUUGCAGGGGAGGUUGCUGGUUUGAGGCCAAGGGGAGGGCCAUGCAGGGGACUCCUGGGCAGCCUUUGUCCCAGGCUCAGCGCCCGCACUCCAGGUACACGCUCACACCGAGGUGAGCAGCAGCUGGCCCCACUGGCAGCAGCACAGGGCACUGGUCACCCUCAUUUAUCACUGGAGAUAUCGACUGAAACAGGAAUCGCCGUCUUUUGUGACUUUGCCAAAGGUCUUCCUUUCCUAUUAAAUUGCUGACCUGGACUGGCUACAAGGUAAGGGUAUUUUCUAUGCGUUCCUGGGAGAACUGCACAGCCCAGUGAGCUCCCCACGGUGCACCCCAUGGCAGUGGCUGGGUUAGAAUCAUUUCUUUAGGCUGUUUCCAGGGCUUUCAGGGCAUCUGCUGCUCAGCUGCAGCCCAGUGCUGUGCAGGCUGGGCUGUACGAGGUCAGGCUUACUGCCUGCAGUCACACAAUGGUAGUACAGAGCAGGGUGAUGCAGGAACAGAAGGGAGAACUUUGUGUAGAAAAGCACAUCUGGAGCAGACAUGGGGUGCUGAGCAUGAGGACGUGUCAGCUGCUCUGUGCUGUGGGGCUGUAGAGAACCAGGCCCUUGGGUUUCACUUCUCCAUUGCAAUUUAUUGCUGAUGCCUCAGGGAUGAUGAUGCUGGCAGCUGAGCUCUGACCAGGUGAGCAGAGCUGGACCAGGCAGGAGACACAUGGAUGGAGAUGCUGUUCCCCUGCCUGGAGAAAGACUGAGGAUAGUCUGAUACUGUUGGGCAACAGAUGUUUUAAUUCCCUAUUACUGGAGGUUUUCAAGAUAGGAUUGGUUAGAUAGUCUCAUUUAGGCUUGCCGUGAGAAGCUGGACUUGAUUGUCUCUUGAGGUCCUUUCAACCUGUACUGUCCCAUGAUUCUGUGAUUCUAUAUGACCUGCUGGUCACAAGUCUGUGGGAUGGAUUGUGUGAGGUAGUGCAAGGUAUAAUGGCAGAAUGUGGGUGCCAGGGGGAUGCAGCUCUGCACUCCAAAGAUAUCAACCCAGUGGGAACCUGCCAGGACAUGGCCCUGCUCUGGGUGUCCCUGCUUUAGCAGGGGUUGGACCAGGUGGACCCAAGGGUCUCUUCCAACCUCAGCCAUACUGGAAUUCUGUGACUGUGAUUCCAAGAAUGGUUUAAAGCCCUUUUUUCAGACAUGGGAGAAGGUCCAUCUUGACAGGUCCCACCUCAUCCACGAGAUUUGCAUUUCAAAUCUGGCCUUGCAAAUACAGGAGCGCUAAGCUGGGCUUGGGGUGUUUUUGCAGGUUGGAAGAGGAAUGGAGUACAAAGCCAAGGUCGUUGCAGGUCUCCUGGCAGCCACCUGUGUCUUCAGCAUCGUUGCCCUCAUACUGAGUGCUGUAAAUGUGAAGGAUGUGUUGCUGCCUCCUGGCACUAAGUACGGCCUGGUGUUCGACGCCGGCUCCACGCACACGGCUCUCUACGUCUACCAGUGGCCUGCAGACAAGGAGAACGGCACGGGCAUCGUCUCCCAGGUGGAGUCCUGCACUGUGAAUGGAUCUGGCAUCUCCAGCUAUGCAGAUGAUCCCACUGGAGCUGGUGCCAGUCUGAAGCCCUGCCUGGACAAGGCCAUGGCAGUCAUCCCUGCAGAGCAGCAGUGGCAGACACCCACCUACCUGGGGGCCACAGCGGGGAUGAGGCUGCUGAGGGAGCAGAACAGCACAAAGGCUGAGCAGGUCUUCGCUGAGGUCACCAAGGCCAUUCGUGAGUACCCUGUGGACUUCCGUGGAGCUCAGAUCCUCACCGGGAACGAGGAGGGCUCCUUUGGCUGGAUCACUGUCAACUACCUGCUGGACACACUUAUCAAGUUUUCCUUCACAGGAAAAUGGGAACAUCCACAAAACACUGAGGUCCUGGGAGCUCUGGAUCUUGGAGGAGCCUCAACACAAAUAACCUUCCAGCCUGGAGUCACCGUUGAAGACAAAAACACGUCUGUCCUCUUCAGGCUGUACGGCACCAACUACUCACUCUACACCCACAGCUACCUGUGCUAUGGGCAGAUGCAGGCCUUGAAGAGGCUGAUGGCAGCUCUCCAUCAGGACAGCCGGUACGCCCAGCAGAUAUCACACCCCUGCUACCCCAAGGGAUACCAGGAGAACAUCACCGUAGCAGAGCUCUACGACAGUCCCUGCGUCCCCAUUCCAAGCACGCUCAGCCCUGCACAGAUCCUCACAGUAACAGGGAUGGGGAACCCGGCGGCGUGCCGCACCGCCAUCCUGAAGCUCUUCAACUUCACCUGUGGGGCCAACAGGACGUGUGGGUUCGACGGGGUCUAUCAGCCACCUGUGAGGGGACAGUUCUUUGCCUUUGCUGGGUUCUACUACACCUUCUCCUUCCUGAACCUGACCAGCCAGCAGUCUCUAAGCCAUGUCAAUGCCACAGUCUGGGACUUCUGUAACAAGAACUGGUCCAAGCUGGUGGAGACUUUCCCAGACAAUAAGGAGCACCUACACACGUACUGCGUGGUGGGACUUUACAUCUUGACACUGCUGGUCGAUGGCUAUAAGUUUGAUGAGCGCACGUGGAGCAACAUCCACUUCAGCCAGAAGGCAGGAAACACAGAUAUUGGCUGGACGCUGGGCUUCAUGCUGAAUCUCACCAACAUGAUCCCCACGGAGGCUCUGGAACACAUCAAGGGGCAGCAGCCCAGUCUGUGGGCAGGAGCCAUCUCCUUCAUUGUGCUGGCUAUAGCUACAGGCCUGGUGGCAAUUCUCCUCCAGUGUUUCUGGAAAUCCAAGUAGCUCCAAGUAGCUCCAAGAAGCCUACGGGCACCCUGCCUUCUAAACCAGGCAGGGAGGGUGGUGCAAGAAAAGGUGGAAGCAAGAGAGGGAAGAAGGCAUUAAGCCCCACCUCCACUGCUCAUGAAGUCUUCUUGAACCACAUCUGUAAAGACAUCAAAGGCAUCUUGAGCUCCCUACAAACCUCAACGAGGAAAUGAUGCCAGAAACCUCUUCAAUCUGGCUGACAAAGGCCAAACUGAGAUGUGACGGCCAUAUGAAUUCAAGCUAGAAAUAAAGCCCUUUUUGUUUUUCAAAUACAAAGGUCGCUAACAAGUCUAGCAGAGCUUCCAUCCCUCGGCACUUCCACACCUGCUGGGUUGGCUCUCCCAGCUGCAGCUGUGGAAGGCAAUGGGUGCUGGAGAGCAGUGGUGGUCACCUAGGCUCUGGGAGAGGACUGGCAUUUUCUGUAUCCUGUCUUGUAUAAGAUGUGCAAGAUUUCUGUAGUAUGUGGUAGAACAUCUUUCCAAGGACAGACUGUCAGCUGUCUGUAAGUUAUUUACAAUCAUAUCUCAGCAAAAAAAAUACAAUUGGAACUUGAUUUAA
Tympanuchus pallidicinctus (lesser prairie-chicken) is the source of this 3991-nucleotide messenger RNA. Its product is annotated as ectonucleoside triphosphate diphosphohydrolase 8. The coding region runs from base 1928 to 3409 and encodes 493 amino acids. Gene Ontology annotation, molecular function: UDP phosphatase activity; GDP phosphatase activity. The record is from RefSeq and is a predicted model, not a curated record. Gene Ontology annotation, biological process: nucleoside diphosphate catabolic process. The transcript has 10 exons. Lineage: Eukaryota; Metazoa; Chordata; Aves; Galliformes; Phasianidae. Gene Ontology annotation, cellular component: plasma membrane.